Schistocerca serialis cubense is the source of this 1128-nucleotide messenger RNA. RefSeq lists its product as uncharacterized. NCBI's taxonomy places the organism in Eukaryota, Metazoa, Arthropoda, Insecta, Orthoptera, Acrididae. Bases 97 to 1080 code for a protein of 327 amino acids. The record is from RefSeq and is a predicted model, not a curated record. The transcript has 2 exons.
AACAGCGAUAAGCGGUUUCGACAGAGCGGCUCGGUCUCGCACUAGAUAGAGUCGCACAUUCUCAGUGAGGUCCACACCAUUUCAGCGACAGAAGAGAUGGUGACAGAGAGAAGGAGGCUGCAAUGGGGUCUACUAAUUCUUUUCUUCCACAACGUCUUACUUAGUGUUACCUGCUUUUCAACUGCUCGUACAGUACACGAAGCACUAGAGAGCAAAAUUAUAAUUUGCUCGCAGAACACAGACUGUCACGUAGUUGCUUCGGUGUCGGUUCCAGUUGAAAACGAUCCUCCAAACGAAGUACCGAGUGCCAUUCAAGACACAAACAGCCUAAAAAAUAUAACACUUCCUCUGUACGACACUAAAGGAGCGAUUCUGUCACCACAAACCACCAAGAUAAAUGUUGCUAACAUCCCCAAGUCCAUUACUAUCCUCUACAACAAGAAAAAAGUAAUGAACUUGUUCGCAGAUUCGUCUAUUGACACAUUAGUCGAUUUCGUCAUAGACAUGGUGAAACAGGAGAUAACGAAGAGAGGAAAGAGCCAAAUACAGAUACCUGACAUUCAUGAGACAUUUCGUAAGAGAGUUGGUCCUUUAAAGGUUAAAGGAACAUUCGAUGCCGAAAAGGGUUGGUUCAAAUCUUUGUCGUCUUUAUAUCGCUCUGAGGGUAUCUCUGUUUCGAAAACUGGCAGCAUUCUGACAGUGACAGCUGGAGUAGGCCUAAAAGUAAUGGUACUCGGUUAUGACCAGUACAAGGCAAGGUUUGAGCAUAUUGGCCCUAAGGGACAUAUCAAGGGAGAAGUGGACCACAAUGCAGUUGAAGUCAAGCUGACUGUGGACCUCAGUGGCUCACACUGUAAGAUAGCACUGGCAGGUCUUAGAUUUAAGCAACUCAGUAAACUUAAGAUUCAUUUAAGUGGUCUCGGUAAGUUGAGUUGGAUAUUCUCAAAGGUAGUUACUUGGAUAACCAACAAAUUCAAAGGCAAGAUCAUAGAUAGUGCAGAGAGAAAGUUAUCUGAAAAUUUGGAAACGGUGCUUGGACGAAUACAUUGUUACAGUAGUAAAAGAAAUAGUUUCCUGUGACAAACAGAAAUGUCUACUGUUUUAAUUACAAACAUAAAUCGAAGUAGA